Molecule: messenger RNA, 4701 nt
Organism: Coregonus sp. 'balchen'
Lineage: Eukaryota; Metazoa; Chordata; Actinopteri; Salmoniformes; Salmonidae
Source: the annotation of a GenBank genome assembly
AUGGACUCUUGGGUUCGAUUCAGUGCGCAGAGCCAAGCCAAGGAGCGAGUUUUCAGGUACAGUCGCUAGCUAAAAUGUCAUAUAAGAGUUGAGAUUUCUCAGACAGUAAUAUGUAAUGUCAACAAGUCAGAAUCAGCUGGCAGGUUUCAAGUUAAAUUCAUUACAGCCAGAUACAGUAACGUUAGCUAGGGAGUUUCGUCCGCUUAAAGCGAGCUAGCACGAACGUUAGCAGGCAAUGCAAACUGAAAUCCACAUAAGCAUACAAAACAUGAAUGUAUAAGAGGACGAAAAAAAUACAAAUAACAAAAAAUAUGUUUAUCAAAAGUCGAUGUGGGUGACCUUUUGUACCAUUCAGUUCUCGACUUUGGUAGGUUUUUGGCUGCUGUUGUCACUACCUGUUUGCCCGUUUUAUUGGGUACUGCGCCACAGCUCAUAUUUGGUUUCGAAUUUAAGGGGGCCUGAGGGGGUCUCAUGCACAAUGCUAAUUUCCAGCCUUUCCCUAUCAAGUGGCCAUAGUCCCAAAUACAUUUGGUAUUAUACUGAUGGCUAGCUACAUGAAAGUACCAGUUGCCCUUGACAUGAAAACACACAUUGUGCCCAAGUUAUUCAUCACAAGAUGCAAACAAUGACUAAACUAUAGUAACAUAGAUAUAAUCAGAUUUUGACACACAUUUGAUUCAUUUUCUGUGUUCACACAGGGCUGCACAGUACGCCUGUACGUUGCUAGGCUACACUCUCCAGAAGGGUGGGGCAGGCAUUGAGCGCCUGAAGAUGGUGAAACAACUGGAAGCUCAUAUGAGCCUAACAAGGAAGUGUAAGUCAAUGUUUGUAAGUCAAUGCUGCACCUCUGUGUCUCACGAUUAUGGCUCAGGCUUACUCUCUGUACAUCCAUUGGUAUUUCACUGUGCCUCAGUUCAGUUUCCUGGGUCUCACAUCUCUCUCUCGCCAGUGAUGCGUCUGGGGAACUCUGCAGAGGCUGUGGAGGCAGCGAAGCGUGCAAUGCACCUCUCAGACAGCGUGCUGCGUCUCUGCCUGACCGUGGCCCACCUCAACAAGGCCAUGUACUUCGCCUGUGACAACGUGCUGUGGGCCGGCAAAGCGGGCCUCCUGCCCAAGUUGGACCAGGACAAGUGGAGCCAGAGAUCCUUCAGGUGACUGUUAUAAUUGGGAACCUUAAGCCCUAAAAUACACCGUAUUAGGAAUCAGUAUUUGAGUUGUCCAUGGUAAUCGGGAAUCCUGUAGUGAACAUUACUAUUAUUGGCAGUUGUUACCUACAUUCUCUCUCCCUAGAGCUACGCUACAUGACCAAAAGUAUGUGGACACCUGCUCGUCGAACAUCUCAUUCCAUGGGCAUUAAUAUGGAGUUGGUCCCCCCUUUGCUGCUAUAACAUCAUCCUCUCUUAUGGGAAGGCUUUCCACUAGAUGUUGGAACAUUGCUGCGGGGACUUGCUUCCAUUCAGCCACAAGAGCAUUAGUGAGGUCGGGCACUGAUGUUGGGCGAUUAGGCCUGGCUCGCAGUCUGUGUUCCAAUUCAUCACAAAGGCGUUCGAUAGGGUUGAGGUCAGGGCUCUGUUCUUCCACACCGACCUCGACAAACCAUUUCUGUAUGGACCUCACUUUGUGCACGGGGGAAUUGUCAUGCUGAAACAGGAAAGGGCUUUUCUCAAACUGUUGCCACAAAGUUGGACGCACAAAAUUGUCUAGAAUGUCACUGUAUGCCGUAGCAUUAAUAUUUCCCUUCACUGGAACUAAGGGGCCUAGCCUGAACCAUGAAAAACAGCGCCAGACCAUUAUUCCUCCUCCACCAAACUUUACAGUUGGCAUUAUGCAUUGGGGCAGGUAGCGUUCUCCUGGCAUCCACCAAACCCAGAUUUGUCCGUCAGACUGUCAGAUGGUGAAGCGUGAUUCAUCACUCCAGAGAAAACGUUUUCCCAUGCUCCAGAGUCCAAUGGCGGCAAGCUUUACACCACUCCAACCGAAGCUUGGCAUUGCGCAUGGUGAUCUUAGGCUUGUGUAUGGCUGCUUGGCCAUUGAAACCCAUUUCAUGAAGCUCCCAACGAACAGUUAUUGUGCUGACGUUGCUUCCAGAGGAAGUUUAUAACUCUGUAGUGAAUAUUGUAACCGAGGACAGACGAUUUUUACGCGCUAUGCACUUCAGCACUUGGCGGUCCCGUUUUCUGAGCUUGCAUGGCCUACCACUUCGCGGCUGAGCCGUUGUUGCUCCUAGACGUUUUCCACUUCACAAUAACAGCCCUUACAGUUGACCGGGGCAGCUCUAACAGGGCAGAAAUGUGAAGAACUGACUUGUUGGAAAGGUGGCAUCCUAUGACGGCGCUCUUCAGUAAGGCCAUUCUACUGCCAAUGUUUGUCUAUGGAGAUUGCAUGGCAGUGUGCUCGAUUUUAUACACCUGUCAGCAACGGGUGUGGCUGAAAUAACCAAAUCCACUAAACUGAAGGGGUGUCCUCAUACUUUUGUAUAUACAGUGGGGGAAAAAGUAUUUAGUCAGCCACCAAUUGUGCAAGUUCUCCCACUUAAAAAGAUGAGAGAGGCCUGUAAUUUUCAUCAUAGAUACACGUCAACUAUGACAGACAAAUUGAGACUUUUUUUCUCCAGAAAAUCAUAUUGUAGGAUUUUUUAUGAAUUUAUUUGCAAAUUAUGGUGGAAAAUAAGUAUUUGGUCACCUACAAACAAGCAAGAUUUCUGGCUCUCACAGACCUGUAACUUCUUCUUUAAGAGGCUCCUCUGUCCUCCACUCGUUACCUGUAUUAAUGGCACCUGUUUGAACUUGUUAUCAGUAUAAAAGACACCUGUCCACAACCUCAAACAGUCACACUCCAAACUCCACUAUGGCCAAGACCAAAGAGCUGUCAAAGGACACCAGAAACAAAAUUGUAGACCUGCACCAGGCUGGGAAGACAAUCUGCAAUAGGUAAGCAGCUUGGUUUGAAGAAAUCAACUGUGGGAGCAAUUAUUAGGAAAUGGAAGACAUACAAGACCACUGAUAAUCUCCCUCGAUCUGGGGCUCCAUGCAAGAUCUCACCCCGUGGGGUCAAAAUGAUCACAAGAACGGUGAGCAAAAAUCCCAGAACCACACGGGGGGGCCUAGUGAAUGACCUGCAGAGAGCUGGGACCAAAGUAACAAAGCCUACCAUCAGUAACACACUACGCCGCCAGGGACUCAAAUCCUGCAGUGCCAGACGUGUCCCCCUGCUUAAGCCAGUACAUGUCCAGGCCCGUCUGAAGUUUGCUAGAGUGCAUUUGGAUGAUCCAGAAGAGGAUUGGGAGAAUGUCAUAUGGUCAGAUGAAACCAAAAUAGAACUUUUUGGUAAAAACUCAACUCGUCGUGUUUGGAGGACAAAGAAUGCUGAGUUGCAUCCAAAGAACACCAUACCUACUGUGAAGCAUGGGGGUGGAAACAUCAUGCUUUGGGGCUGUUUUUCUGCAAAGGGACCAGGACGACUGAUCCGUGUAAAGGAAAGAAUGAAUGGGGCCAUGUAUCGUGAGAUUUUGAGUGAAAACCUCCUUCCAUCAGCAAGGGCAUUGAAGAUGAAACGUGGCUGGGUCUUUCAGCAUGACAAUGAUCCCAAACACACCGCCCGGGCAACGAAGGAGUGGCUUCGUAAAAAGCAUUUCAAGGUCCUGGAGUGGCCUAGCCAGUCUCCAGAUCUCAACCCCAUAGAAAAUCUUUGGAGGGAGUUGAAAGUCUGUGUUGCCCAGCGACAGCCCCAAAACAUCACUGCUCUAGAGGAGAUCUGCAUGGAGGAAUGGGCCAAAAUACAAGCAACAGUGUGUGAAAACCUUGUGAAGACUUACAGAAAACAUUUGACCUGUGUCAUUGCCAACAAAGGGUAUAUAACAAAGUAUUGAGAAACUUUUGUUAUUGACCAAAUACUUAUUUUCCACCAUAAUUUGCAAAUAAAAUCGUAAAAAAUCCUACAAUGUGAUUUUUUGGAUUUUUUUUUCUCAUUUUGUCUGUCAUAGUUGACGUGUACCUAAGAUGAAAAUUACAGGCCUCUCUCAUCUUUUUAAGUGGGAGAACUUGCACAAUUGGUGGCUGACUGAAUACUUUUUCCCCCCCACUGUAUAGUGUAUUUUUUCGAUCACUUUCAUUCUCUAAUUCCUCGAACUGUCCCUCUUUUCCCUCUGCCACUUUUUAUUUUGUUUAAUGUCUUCUACAUCCUUUCUUCCGGUCUUGCACUAGCUUUACUCUCAUAUUUUACAUGAAUCUCCCUCUGUCUCACACGCUCUCACACAUUUCUCUCUCUCUCUACAGGUACUACCUCUUUGCCCUCAUCCUUAACCUAACCCGGGACGCCUACGAGAUCCGCCUGCUUAUGGAGCGUGAGGCCCGCUCCUCCCACGGGGGGUCAAAUGCUACCUGGACUUUCCCUCCCUCCUCUCCAUCCCCCGAGAACGGCGACCUCUCCCACCCCCACCCCUCUUCCUCCUCCUUCCCCGCGGCCAUAUUACCCCUUCUGUCCGAACGCCUCGGCAGACAGUUCCACCUGCUGGGGAUGGUGCUGCGCAGCAACCCACCACUGCUGCUGGACCUGCUGAAGAACGCAUGCGAUGUGUUUAUCCCGUUGGACCGGCUGGGCAUCUACCCCACCGGCCAGGGCUUCGUGGGGGCCUGUGGCCUGGCCUCCUCGGUUCUCUCCAUCCUCACCAUCGUCCACCCCUGGCUCAAGCUCAAACCGUGA